AUGGAAACUGACGGCGAACAACUGGAGAUGCAGCCUAAAGAAAAUAAAAAACGCACCGGCAUCCAGGAACGAUACAACGCUGCAAAGAACCUGCGAACAUCGCUACAGCAGGGACCUCUGGUGUCAGUGACACCGCCGCAGCACAAAGCUUAUUCAACAGUGCCGAGCCAGGCAGUAGAUUCCGUAUUCGGCGACGAGGAAAAUGUCUAUCGGCAACGCCAAAUGGCGCUGGCGGCAGGUUGUGAAACCUAUGCCGCCAGCGGCGGCCGAGGCGACACCAAGAUGCCGCCCGGACAGCAUGUGAUCGUCGAUGAUAAGCACCGUCUGCUGUACUGCGUCGUCCCGCGUGCCGGCUCCACCAGCUGGUUGCGCUUGCUCAUAGCUCUGCGCAGCGACGCCGUCGGUACCACGUCGGCCACCAAUGUACACGACACGCACGGCUUCCGCACGUUCACUUCGUUCGAGCCGCGGCGACGGCAGCAGCUGCUACGCGACUACACCAAGUUGCUCGUCGCACGCGACCCGUACGAGCGCGUGCUCUCCGCCUACUUUUGGUUCGUAAAACCCGCUAGUGAAUUCAACGGGCCGUUCGCCCAGCUCUAUCCGCCGUUUCAACGCUCCGUCGCCAAGCGCUACGGUCGCGGUGACGUCACGCUGAGGAGCGACGGCGGCGCCAACGUGACGUUCGCCGCCUUCGUGCGCUACGUGACGGACCCGCGCACGCGCCGCGCCGACCCGCUCUCGCUGUUGUCCGACGGUUCGAUGAACCCGCACUGGAUGCCCAUCACGGACCGCUGCCACCCGUGCACCGUGCGUUAUAACGUCAUCGCACAUCACGAGACUCUGAUGGCGGACACCGAGUAUACGCUGAGGCGGAUGAACGCUAGCGGUCUGUUCGAGUUCCCGACAGCUCGGGACGGGCCGUCGACCAGGUCGCAGUUGGCACACUACUACAGCCAGCUGAACGAGGAGGAGGUGGCCAGGCUGCGUCGCCUCUACGAGCAGGAUUUCAAACUGUUUCAGUAUAACGACAUUAUACCUAUGAGUGGUGGACAUCUGUGAGUGUAUGUGCUCACUCUCUUCUACUUCGUCCGCCAACAUUUUUCACGAGUUUGCACUGAUGUCAAGAAUGACAUUGGUGACGUAAAAUGAAAGCAUGAGACCCGCGGAUUAGUGGGGAAUUCUCAUUCCUUGCUCAGUCACAGAUCCCUGAUUUUGAAAGGAGUAGCUGUCGCACGGGACCAAAUGACGGGGCGGGAUGAGGGCUUGAGUGGGCCCCAAAAAUGUAUAAAUUCAUAAGGUGCGUUUGAGGAAGAUAGUAACUAUAUGUAAAGCUUUAUAAUUCUG
Priapulus caudatus is the source of this 1347-nucleotide messenger RNA. Its product is annotated as carbohydrate sulfotransferase 13-like. Gene Ontology annotation, cellular component: membrane. The transcript has 3 exons. NCBI's taxonomy places the organism in Eukaryota, Metazoa, Priapulida, Priapulimorpha, Priapulimorphida, Priapulidae. Gene Ontology annotation, molecular function: sulfotransferase activity. The record is from RefSeq and is a predicted model, not a curated record. Gene Ontology annotation, biological process: carbohydrate biosynthetic process. Bases 1 to 1062 code for a protein of 353 amino acids.